UUUGGCUGCGAUGGUAGAACAGCUGCGGCAAGAGCACCACCAGAUCAAGUCCCCAACUACAUCUGAAGUCUAAAGCCGAGGACUUUGUGCUUUCGCUCCACCAACAUAUCAAAAAGAAAGUAAAAAUGCAUGCCGGCGAUUACUCUUCGCUUUCAAGUUACGAGUAUUAACUUUGUCGAGGACGACGACGCGUCGCAAAGGACAGGGACACAGAGGGAGGAGGACAAUGGGGACUGGUGAUGUCUCUUCCCAGGUGCUACUGUGGCUGUUCAGCCUCAUCUCUCUGGUGACGCCCCUCAACCCGGAUGAUCCCAACGUGUGCAGCCACUGGGAGAGUUACGCGGUGACUGUCCAGGAGUCUUAUGCUCAUCCGUUCGACCAGGUCUACUAUACCCGCUGCACCGACAUCCUCAACUGGUUCAAAUGCACCAGACACAGGAUCAGCUACAAGACAGCCUACAGAAGAGGUGUGAGGACCAUGUACAGGCGGCGCUCUCAGUGCUGUCCCGGUUUCUAUGAAAGUGCAGACCUAUGUGUUCCCUUGUGUACUGAGGAGUGUGCCCACGGUCGGUGUGUCUCUCCGGACACUUGCCAGUGUGAGCCGGGCUGGGGUGGACUGGACUGCUCCAGUGCCUGUGAAAGUGACUUCUGGGGUCCCCACUGCACCAAUCGCUGUCAGUGCCGGAAUGGGGCCAAGUGUAAUCCAAUCACCGGAGCCUGUGUCUGCACCGAUGGCUACCAGGGAUGGCGGUGCGAGGAGCCAUGCGAGCCCAACUUCUAUGGCAAGGACUGCCUGCUUGAGUGCCAGUGCCUCAAUGGUGCAACUUGCCACCAUGAAACUGGCAAGUGCCUCUGUGCACCUGGAUACACGGGGGCCUUCUGCGAGGAGCCGUGUCCACCAGGUAAACAUGGCUCCCUGUGUGAACAACGCUGUCCCUGUCAGAACGGAGGAUCAUGCCACCAUGUGACUGGGGAGUGUUCCUGCCUUGCUGGAUGGGUGGGUCCCGUGUGCGCACAGCCGUGUCACUUUGGCUCAUUCGGCAUCAAUUGCUCCCAGGAGUGCACGUGUCGGAAUGGAGGUCUGUGUGACCACAUCAGCGGUCAGUGCCAAUGCACUGCUGGCUACAUUGGAGAGAGGUGCCAGGAUGAAUGUCCAGUUGGUACGUAUGGACCACAGUGUGCUCAUAAGUGUGACUGCCAAAAUGGAGCCAAGUGCUAUCACAUCAACGGCGCCUGUCUUUGCAACGAGGGCUUCAAGGGUCCAAGCUGCCAAGACCGCUUCUGUCCAGCUGGCCUGUAUGGACUCUUUUGUGACAAAGACUGUCCCUGCAAAACUGCAAACACACUCAGCUGUCACCCUUUGUCAGGAGAAUGUACCUGUGCAGCGGGAUGGACGAGCUUAUAUUGCAACGAGACCUGUCCGUCAGGUUACUACGGUGAAGGCUGUAAAGAAGUUUGCGCCUGUGCCAAUGGAGCCGACUGUGACGGCAUCACUGGAGCGUGCAUGUGUGCCCCAGGAUAUAUAGGGGAUGACUGCUCCAUAAGCUGUCCCGCAGGCCUGUAUGGAAUCAACUGCACGUCGUCAUGUUCCUGUCACCACGAGAUAUCAUGCUCACAUGUCGAUGGAUCCUGCAUAUGCAGAGAAGGUUGGCAGGGGGUGGACUGCUCCAUUCCGUGCUCCAGUGGAAACUGGGGUCUCAACUGCAAUCAGACGUGUCAGUGUACUAAUGGAGCAGCCUGUGACCCGGUCAAUGGAACCUGUUCGUGCUCUCCUGGCUGGAGAGAUGAAUUCUGUGACAUACCGUGUCAUGAGGGAUCAUAUGGCUUGGACUGCAAUGAGAGAUGUGACUGUGCCAAUGCUGAUGGCUGUGAUCCAGUUACUGGUUUUUGUCGCUGUGUUGCAGGUUGGACAGGCGUACAUUGUGACAGUGUGUGUGACGACGGACAUUGGGGACCCAACUGUUCUUACAGCUGCACUUGCGUGAAUGGAGGCUCAUGCUCCCCAGAGGAUGGCACGUGUGUGUGCGCUCCUGGCUACCGUGGCACCAACUGCAAACGAACAUGUUCACCGGGUUUCUAUGGCCAUCGCUGCAGCCUGUCCUGUCCUCAGUGCAUCCACAGUGAUGGAGCAUGUCAUCAUGUCACCGGUCACUGCGAAUGUUUGUCUGGUUUCUUUGGUACCCUCUGCAACCAGGUGUGUCCAAGUGGAAAAUAUGGCAAAGAGUGCGCAGAGACGUGUUUGUGCACCAACAAUGGCACUUGUAAUCCCAUAGACGGAUCGUGUCAGUGCUACCCUGGAUGGAUUGGCGAGGACUGUUCCAAAUCAUGUUCUCAGGGCUCAUGGGGUCCUGAUUGCAUUCACACAUGCAACUGUCACAAUGGUGCCCAGUGUAGCCCCACGGAUGGAGAGUGUGAAUGCAGCCCUGGAUGGACAGGACUCUUCUGUACUCAGCGCUGCCCGACAGGUUUCUAUGGUGCUCAGUGUGCCGAAGUGUGUCGCUGUCAGAACGGGGCCGACUGUGACCACAUCAGUGGGCAGUGUUCGUGCAGGACGGGCUUCAUUGGAAAGAGCUGUGAACUCAAGUGUCCUGCAGGGACAUUUGGGUAUGGCUGCCAGCAGCUGUGCGAGUGUAUGAACAACGCCACCUGUGACUAUGUGACAGGAACCUGCUAUUGCAGCAUCGGAUUCAAAGGCAUCCGCUGUGACCAAGCGGCAAUGAUGAUGGAGGAACUGAACCCCUACACCAAAAUCAGCCCAGCUCUAGCAUCAGAGCGUCAGUCAGCGGGUGCCAUCCUGGGCAUCAUCUUUCUGCUUCUGCUCAUCAUGGCCAUGCUGAGCCUGGUGGUGUGGUUGCGCUACAGGCAGAGGGAGAAAGGCCACCAUGUUCCCAACGUCACCUACACACCCGCCCUGCACCUCAACUCCACUGACUACUCCCUCUCAGCAGGGCUGCAGUGCACCGGCCUGCUCUCCUCUGCUGAGUCAUCGCCUAAUAACAGCUCCAUAGGCCACUGCUUCUCGAACCCAAGCUACCACACGCUGGGCCCGUGCACCUACACCGCUCACUACGCCAAGCCUGGCAAGAGGCGAUCUGCCAAGUUGAAGACCAAACGACGACACAGGAACAGUGCUCCAGAAUGGGGAGCGUAUUGUAACCUGAGUGAGUUGGGUGUGUACUGCAUUGACCGGCGGUACAGUUACAAUGUGGAGCCGCACUACAGAGACUACAUGAAGGGCUCCUUGUCCAGCACCUGCUCCCUGAAUAGUGAAAACCCGUACGCCACCAUCAACGACCCGCCUGGUUUGGCAUGCAAACACUCUGAGAGCAGUUACGUGGAGAUGAAAUCACCCGCUCAUCACGAACACAUGGCGCACUGCUGCUCGGCUGCCAUCAUUGCCAGUACCACCAGUACCACUGUGCCUGCCAAGAAUGUCUACGACAUGGAGCCAUCCAUCAGUAUCAUCCCAGAAGCCGGAGAUGUGGCGGCGCCCGGUUACCCUCAGAACCCUUACGACCUCCCCAGGAACAGCCACAUCCCCAGCCAUUAUGACCUGCUGCCUGUGCGGCCCAGCCCCUCCCACAGCCACGCCCCCCCUCUUCCCGGCAGCCCCACUGGCUCCCUGCUGUAGAAAUACCUGCCCUCACUCACCUGGACGGAAUCCAGUGCAGAAUAUAAGGAAACUGUGAAAAAAGACAUUCAGUGUAUUUUUUCAGUGCAGGGGGGACACUGAAAGUUUUUUUUUCUUUCUCUGUGACUUUGGGAGGAAAACAAUGCAGUGCCCAAUGCGCUAUUUGAUAUUUCAUCACUGUAAUAUAUCUGGUUUUAGGUGUUUUGUGCCACGAAAAGAAAAAAAAAUCCACAAUGUCCUGUUUUAUCCUCAACUGUGAAACGGACAAUUGCACAAAAACAAGCAAGCCAGAAGAAGACGGCAUUGAUAAGUCCUAUAUUUUUACACCGUCUCUUUCUGACAGGAUCCAUAUUUUCUCUCCGAAAGUCUUUUUGUAUGUAGUGUAGAAAAAGUGCUGUGUUAGACGUACACUUGACUUGGAAUGGUUGUUUCUUUUUAGUCAUGUCAGGCUCAAUACACAUGCAUGCCAAAGAUCAAUUAUGGUAGUUAGCAAGCAAUAUUCUUACCACAUCACAAACUUUGCACAUUGAUGUAGCAGAGUGGAAUGAUUUUAUGUUUAAAAAAAAAAAAAAAAGGUUAUAGUUACAACAAAUGGUUGUGGGAAAUGAUCUCAAAAAUGUUUCUGCUCCAAAAUAAGAUGGUUUUCUUCAUUAUGUGUCAACUACUACUUGCUAGUGAGGUGAGGCUCGAUACUGAAAUAUCCAUACGUCCGAUACCAGGUCUUCAUGCUCUAAAAUUGAUUCACAAAUGGAAAUAUCGAUACUUUUGAUACUUCAGUCAUUUUGGGUAACAUUUGUCUGUUGAAAGGAUGACCCAUCGGAAAUGGAGCCAUGUGUGAAUUGUGAAUAAAGACUUCAUUCUUGUAGUAGUUCUUUAUAAUUAAUUGUUUAUUUUAGUGGCGUUUUUAUUUUGCUUGUUUUUUUUUUUUUUGAUUGUUUAAAAUACCAUUUUCACAUAUUUUGUCCUGUUGUUUUCUGUUGUAUAUUAGCUUAGCUGUAUUGUGAAUGGCACAGCUACCUCAGUAUACUCCAGGGUUUCAAAUAAAUGAAUUACAUCAAUAAA
Messenger RNA from Dunckerocampus dactyliophorus (ringed pipefish), 4693 nucleotides. Its product is annotated as multiple epidermal growth factor-like domains protein 11. The transcript has 25 exons. Gene Ontology annotation, molecular function: protein binding. Gene Ontology annotation, cellular component: membrane. The coding region runs from base 227 to 3631 and encodes 1134 amino acids. NCBI's taxonomy places the organism in Eukaryota, Metazoa, Chordata, Actinopteri, Syngnathiformes, Syngnathidae. The record is from RefSeq and is a predicted model, not a curated record.